Yamadazyma tenuis ATCC 10573 is the source of this 1160-nucleotide messenger RNA. RefSeq names its product protein serine/threonine phosphatase (gene PPT1). Gene Ontology annotation, molecular function: protein binding; hydrolase activity. The record is from RefSeq and is a predicted model, not a curated record. Lineage: Eukaryota; Fungi; Ascomycota; Pichiomycetes; Serinales; Debaryomycetaceae.
GUGGUAGACUUGAAUAUUGAAGGGCUUAACAUCGACUACUUGAGGUAUAUGAUUAAGCUUUUCAAAGAAGGCGGCAAAAUUCCCAAGAAACAUGCUUUUGCAAUCAUCGCUAAAGUAUAUACGUUAUUGAAACGGGAGAAGAGUAUGGUUGAAAUAAGAUUGCCACAUUCACAAAUAGACACAAUGACCAGUCCUGACGAAAUUAUUCUUGCUGGUGGGAAAAAGUUAACAGUUGUUGGUGACACACAUGGACAGUUCUUUGAUGUGUUGAACUUAUUUCAAAAGUUUGGAUUCGUUUCUGAUGAGCAUGUUUAUUUGUUUAAUGGGGAUUUUGUGGAUAGAGGCUCGUGGUCUUGUGAAGUGGCCUUUUACUUAUUUGUGUUGAAAAUCUUGUAUCCUCAUUCAAUUUUCAUCAACAGAGGAAAUCAUGAAACUAACGAUAUGAACAAAACAUAUGGCUUCACUGAUGAGUGUGAGCAUAAAUACUCUCAAAAAGUAUUUGAAGCAUUUGCUGAAUCCUUUGGAGCACUUCCUUAUGCCGCUUUAAUCAAUGGAUCUUACUUGUGUAUGCAUGGAGGAUUGUUCUCCAGAGAUGAUGUCACUUUGAAAGAAAUUAAGAACUUUAACCGGUUCCCAACAUCUGGUUCUACUCAACCACCGAGGGAUGGAAUUGCCAUGGAACUUUUGUGGACCGAUCCUCAACCUGAAGUUGGUCGCUCUCAAUCCAAAAGAGGUAUUGGAAUGCAAUUUGGACCCGAUAUUACGGAGAGAUUCUGUUUAAACAAUAAGAUUAGAAAAGUGUUAAGAUCCCAUGAGGUGAGAAUGGGAGGAGUUGAAGAAGAACACAAUGGGAGACUUAUUACUGUUUUUAGUGCCCCUAACUACUGCGAUUCUACCGGUAAUUUGGGUGGUGUGGUGCACUUUGUUGAGAAUCCUAAAUAUAAUAAAGCAACGGAUCAAGAAGAUGGCUAUAAAACUGCAGACGAUCCUAACUGUCCUUGGAGCUUGCAAAUUGAAACCUUCGAUGCCGUUCCACAUCCGGAUUUAAAACCAAUGGCAUAUUCUAAAAGUGGAUUUGGUUAUUAAUUGAACUCUGUAUUUCCCUGUAUUAUUUAAAGUCACCAAAUGUAAAUUUAAUAUUUAUUUGCUCAGUUUCCCAG